This is a messenger RNA of Hyaena hyaena (striped hyena), 1842 nucleotides long. RefSeq names its product G protein-coupled receptor 50 (gene GPR50). Gene Ontology annotation, biological process: G protein-coupled receptor signaling pathway. Gene Ontology annotation, cellular component: membrane. Gene Ontology annotation, molecular function: melatonin receptor activity. The coding region runs from base 1 to 1842 and encodes 613 amino acids. The transcript is spliced from 2 exons. Lineage: Eukaryota; Metazoa; Chordata; Mammalia; Carnivora; Hyaenidae. The record is from RefSeq and is a predicted model, not a curated record.
AUGGGGCCUACCCUAGCGGUUCCCACCCCAUACGGCUGCAUUAGCUGUAAGCUGCCGCAGCCAGACUACCCCCCGGCUCUAAUCAUCUUUAUGUUCUGCGCAAUGGUUAUCACCAUCGUCGUUGACUUGAUCGGCAACUCCAUGGUCAUCUUAGCUGUGACAAAGAACAAGAAGCUUCGAAAUUCUGGCAACAUCUUCGUCGUUAGCCUCUCUGUGGCUGACAUGCUGGUGGCCAUCUACCCCUACCCUCUGAUGCUGCAUGCCAUGUCCAUUGGGGGCUGGGAUCUGAGCAAGAUCCAGUGUCAGAUGGUUGGAUUCAUCACAGGGCUGAGUGUGGUCGGUUCUAUCUUCAACAUCAUGGCAAUUGCCAUCAAUCGUUACUGCUACAUCUGCCACAGCCUCCAGUACGAGCGGAUCUUCAGCGUGCGCAACACCUGCAUUUACCUGGUCAUCACCUGGGUCAUGGCCGUCCUGGCAGUCCUGCCCAACAUGUACAUUGGCACCAUCGAGUAUGAUCCUCGCACCUACACCUGCAUCUUCAACUAUCUCAACAACCCUGUCUUUGCUGUGACCAUCGUCUGCAUCCACUUCCUUCUCCCCCUGCUCAUAGUGGGUUUCUGCUACGUGAGGAUCUGGACCAAAGUGCUGGCAGCCCGGGAGCCGGCUGGGCAGAAUCCUGACAACCAGCUUGCUGAGGUUCGCAAUUUUCUAACCAUGUUUGUGAUCUUCCUCCUCUUUGCGGUGUGCUGGUGCCCUAUCAACGUGCUCACUGUCUUGGUGGCUGUCAGUCCGAAGGAGAUGGCAGGCAAGAUCCCCAACUGGCUUUAUCUUGCAGCCUACUUCAUAGCCUACUUCAAUAGCUGCCUCAACGCGGUGAUCUACGGGCUCCUCAAUGAGAAUUUCCGAAGAGAAUACUGGACCAUCUUCCAUGCUAUGCGGCACCCUAUCCUGUUCCUCUCUGGCCUCAUCACUGAUGUUCGUGAGACUCGGGAAGCCCGGGCCCUGGCCCGUGCCCGUGCGCGUGCCCGUGACCAAGCCCGUGAACAAGCCCAUGAAGAAGAGCAUGCCCGUGCCUGUCCUGCUGUGGAGGAAGUGCCAAUGAAUGUCCGGAAUGUUCCACUACCUGGUGAUGCUGCAGCUGGCAAACCUGAGUGUGCCUCUGGCCACCCCAAACCAACCUCUGGCCACUCCAGGUCUGCCUCUGCCUACUGCAAAUCUGCCUCUGGCCACCAUAAGUCUGUCUUUAGCCACUGCAAGCCUGCUUCUGGCCACUCCAAGUCUAUGUCUGGUCACCCCAAGUCUGCCACUGUAUAUCCUAAACCUGCCUCUGUCCACUUCAAGCCUGCCUCUGUCCAUUUCAAGGCUGACUCUGUCCAUUUCAAGCCUGCCUCCAGUCACCCUAAGCCUGUCACUGGCCACCACAUUCCUGCUAGUAGUCACUCCAAGGCUGCCUUCAGCCCUGCCACCAACUACCCUAAAGCCACGACUUGCUACAUCAAGCCUGCUACCACCCAUCCUGAGCCCACUGCUGCUGGUAAUCCUGAGCCUACUGCCACCAGUCACCUCGAGCCAGCAAUUGCUGGCCACACUGAGCUUGCCGCUGCCAGCCACCCUGAGCUCGCUGCAUCCUGUCACCCUGAGACCACUGCUACCAGCCACUUUGAGUGUGACGUCACUGACAUCUCUGAGCCUGUCUGCAGCUCAGCCAGUGGGUCUCCCAAGUCUGCUGCCAGCCCACUGGAGUUUGCUGCUGCCUGCCAGCUUCCCGACCCCACUACCCAUGAUUACCAUAAGAUCGUGAUUAUUGAUGUGGAAGUUGAUUCUGAUGAAAUGGCUCUGUGA